This is a messenger RNA of Ceratosolen solmsi marchali, 1328 nucleotides long. RefSeq names its product phosducin-like protein. Gene Ontology annotation, biological process: regulation of G protein-coupled receptor signaling pathway. The coding region runs from base 277 to 1131 and encodes 284 amino acids. Lineage: Eukaryota; Metazoa; Arthropoda; Insecta; Hymenoptera; Agaonidae. The record is from RefSeq and is a predicted model, not a curated record. The transcript has 3 exons.
ACGAAUUAUUUUUAACGCAGGUAUUGAGAAGUUAGAAUAGGAUAGAAGAGCACAAUAUCCAUUUAGGUAUCAUAAGUUUAAUUUUCACCAGUAUUUCAGUACCUCGUAUUUCAUAAAAGAUUAACUAAGGAUAAUGUUUGGCUUAAGAAGCUAUCAGAGCUUUAGUUUUAGAAAGUCGAGUGAACCAUAGGUAUAAUAAUUCACAAAAGGCAUUAUUAGAAGCUUUACUUAGCCGUAUAUUCAAAGACACUCGUACAGGAAUCGCCAGUUGGUAAUAUGGCAACGCUCGAGGAUAAGAUUUUAGGUGAAAAGUCACAGUAUUAUUGCAGUAGUUCGAGCGACGACGAAGAGAAUGGUUCUGAAAAUUCUGAUAAGGAGGAUGAAUUAUCGAAAAUUGUUGAUAUGCCAACGAAGCAACCAUCCAUGGAUCUUUCAGAAUGGGAUGGCACCUCAAGUAAUACAGGACCAAAAGGCGUUAUUAGGGACUGGCAGCGUUUUAAGCAGAUAGAAAGCGAAAAGCGAGCUGAACAAGAAAAAGAGAGAAUAGAACUUAUGAAAAAGCUUAGCCUAACCUGCCGUAGUAGCUUAGACGACGAGAGAGAAAAGAUGCUUGAAAGCGACUCUGACUUGGCUGAUCUCAUGGCCGAUGAAUUUCUUCUCGCUUAUCAAAAGCAAAGAAUGCAAGAAAUGAUAGCUAAAGCAGAAAAAUUGCGCUUUGGAACAGUUAUAAAUUUAGAAAAUGUUACCCAAUUUCUAACAGCUAUUGACAAAGAAGACAAAUCGGUCACUAUAAUCAUUCAUAUAUAUCAAAACGAUGUUCCUGGCUGCGCUGCUAUGAACGGCUGUUUUAUAACACUAGCGAAAGAAUAUCCAUAUGUAAAAUUCUGUAAAAUAUCAGCCUCGACCGUCGGUGUUAGUAAACACUUUAAGAAAGAAGGUGUACCUGCCUUAUUAGCUUACAAGAAUAGUCAAAUCAUUGGCAACUUUGUUCAUGUUACAAAUAGUCUCGGAGACGAUUUCUAUGCAUCAGAUGUUGAAUCGUUUCUAAUAGAGCAUGGUUUGCUUCGUGAUAAGAGCUGCGUACCAGCAAUCAUUCAAAAUAAUGAUAAUAAUGAUUCCGACAGCGACUGAACAAUCUCAUUGCAAGCGUGAAUCUGUAGAAGACUGUAUUAUAUAUAAUAGAAUUAAAAUUAUACUUGAAAAUACUAUUUAAAAAAGCAGGUAUCUUUAUGCAAAAUGUAAAGUGAAACUAGAAAGAGAUAAACGUGAUUUUGCUGAAUUUAAUUUGCAACUCUAUUUACGCUAUUACGCUUUAACACCAUAAAAAU